This is a messenger RNA of Brienomyrus brachyistius, 1890 nucleotides long. Its product is annotated as gamma-crystallin M2-like. The coding region runs from base 50 to 520 and encodes 156 amino acids. Gene Ontology annotation, molecular function: structural constituent of eye lens. Gene Ontology annotation, biological process: lens development in camera-type eye; visual perception. NCBI's taxonomy places the organism in Eukaryota, Metazoa, Chordata, Actinopteri, Osteoglossiformes, Mormyridae. The transcript has 4 exons. The record is from RefSeq and is a predicted model, not a curated record.
GAGAACGAGUGUCCAGCAGAUCUAACGGAGGACAAACAUCAGUGAGAUCAUGAGCAGGAUCACCUUCUACGAGGACAGGAACUUUGGGGGUCGCUCCUAUGAGUGCAGCAGCGACUGCGGUGACCUCAGUUCCUACUUGAGCCACUGUUACUCCUGCAGAGUGCAUAGCGGCUGCUUCAUGCUCUAUGACCGUUCUAACUACAUGGGGAACCAGUACUUUGUGAAGAGGGGCGAGUACCCCGACUGCAUGAGCAUGGGCAUGAGUGACUGGUUCAGAUCCUGCCGCAUGAUCCCCAUGUACAGAGGAUCGUACAGGAUGAGGAUCUAUGACAGGGAGAACUUUGGCGGUCAGAUGAUGGAGAUGAUGGAUGACUGUGACUCCUUCAUGGAUCGUUACCGCUGGUCCAACUGCAUGUCCUGCCACGUGAUGGACGGCCACUGGCUCAUGUAUGAGCAGCCCCACUACAGGGGCAGGAUGAGCCUCCAUGUCAACAAGCCACCACCGCUUGGAGCUUCUUAAGACCUACAUCCCAUCUCAGCCUCCACGUGAACAAGCCACCACCACUUGGAGCUUCUUAAGACCUACAUCCCAUCUCAGCCUCCACCUCAACAAGCCACCACUGCUUGGAGCUUCUUAAGACCUACAUUCCAUCUCAGCCUCCACGUCAACAAGCCACCACCUCUUGGAGAUUCUUCUGCCUUGUGAGAAGUGUCUCUCCAGAUGAUUCUCACGUGUGGACCACAUCCAGUCAUCGAAUUCCUUGUCCACCGCAAGACCUAUAUUUUCCUAGAAUUCCACUACCAAUCUGAUGUUUCUCUGUGUUCUCUGAUUGUUAUUAAUGUGGCACUUCUAGCCAUUGAAUUGUCUUUUUAGAUUCUUGCUUUUGCGACAAGUGGAGGAGGCGGGGUCAGAAGAAUAGAUGACCCCAUUUAACUAUGGCACCCUGGGAACUCCCACCCGAGGACCUACCCACCAUUAGCUUAACCUGCCAGGGCAUCAGUUCAGUUACCAAGAGAAAGGCAGACUUGUGUCUCCAAGUACCAAAAUACAAUUUAUUAACACAAUAUGGUGGUCUAAAUACAGCCAACAAUUAUACAAAUAUAAAAGACAAUUAGCCCUGCAAACAUUUCCCCCAGGUACCAGUAACAUUAACCUUAUCUUGUAUCCCAGACCACAAAUUCCUAAAGCAUUUAAGGUCAGCGGUAUACCUUAGCUAAUCUUACCAAGAGCCUAUGGAGACCUUGCCUGUCUGGGUUACUCUGGAGGAAGCAGAUGUCAUUAACCUUUCUAGCACUAAUCUGAGGUAGUUAAUGAGGUUUUCACCUACAUGUGCUACUAUGAUUCCAAGCAUUUAACUGCAAUGAUUACUGCCUUUCCUCUGCCAAGUCAAAAGACACAAUGGUUUGGUUUGUAAAACCUGUAGUAUUUGCAGUCUUAGUCUUGAUUUGGCAAAAGCAGCCUAGAAGUACAGCAAAUGAAAGAGGUUUUCAUCUCAUUUGUACACUUCAUUUUUUUAAAUGUGUCUACAGUAUUAUUAAAACCUUAACAGAACUGGUUUUUUCUAAAUCCGUAUUUCCUUUACCUACAGGCAAAAGAGUAUUGUACUGUGUUCUUCAAACUAUUUUUAUUGGUUUCGUUAUGAUUUACAAAUGUGCGUGGGAAAUUACUAUGAAUGACACUACAAACAAAACAGUCAAUCAUAUUUGUUAGUUUCACAAACUGAUGAAACACAAUUGGACUGCAGUUAGCAUGUUUGCAUUUUAUAAAAUAGAAUGCCAAAAUACUACUUUCAGAAUCUUGUUUGUGUUCACUGUACAUUUUUAAAUUUGUGUAGACCAUGUUUACUUAUUUUCACUGUGUGUCUUACAUCAUGCUAUGUUGUUCAAUGU